Limanda limanda (common dab) is the source of this 2062-nucleotide messenger RNA. RefSeq names its product glypican 3 (gene gpc3). NCBI's taxonomy places the organism in Eukaryota, Metazoa, Chordata, Actinopteri, Pleuronectiformes, Pleuronectidae. The transcript is spliced from 8 exons. Bases 1 to 1749 code for a protein of 582 amino acids. Gene Ontology annotation, biological process: cell migration; positive regulation of canonical Wnt signaling pathway; regulation of protein localization to membrane. The record is from RefSeq and is a predicted model, not a curated record. Gene Ontology annotation, cellular component: plasma membrane; cell surface; extracellular region.
AUGGCUGCUCCGUCGGCCCGUGGCGCGCUCUUUCUGUGCGCCUUCCUCCAGCUCUUCCCCCUGCCCGGCGGACAGGUGCAAAACUGCCAGGAGGUGCGCAGCGUGUUCCAGUCCCUGCACCCGGGCUCCAAGUGGGUCCCCGAAACCCCAGUGUCAGGUUCGGAUCUGCAGGUUUGCCAAACAAAAGGCCCGACCUGCUGUUCCAAGAAGAUGGAGGAGCGGUAUCAGGUAGCCGCACGCAGCAACAUGGAGUCUGGUCUGCAGGUGGUCAGCGCUCAACUCAAACGCCUCAUCAUCCAGAAUGCUGCCAUUUUCCAAGAGGCCUUUGACCUGGUGCUGCGUCAUGGACGCAACUCCACCCUGGCCAUGCUGAAGUUGGAGUUCCCAGGGCUCGGAGGUGGGGCCCAGAGCUCGGUCGGGCAGCUCUUCCUCGACAUGGCACUCUACAUCCUUGGCUCAGAUUCCACAGUGGACCACAUGGUGGCGGUGCUCUAUGGCCGCCUCUUCCCCCUUGCAUACCGCCGCCUGCUGGGAGGCAGUGUGUCCGCUGCGUCUGAGGAAUGUAUAAGAGGAGCCUGGAAGGACUCAGCAGCAUUUGGCCCUUAUCCCAAAUUGAUGAUGACCCGUCUUUCCCGUUCCCUCCUGGCUACACGGGUGUUCCUGCAGGCACUGAACUUGGGCAUUGAGGUUGUCAACACGACGGACCACCUGCGGCCCAGCCGGGACUGUAGCAAGGCCCUGCUGAGGCUGUGGUACUGCCCGCACUGCCAGGGCAUGCUGGGGCCACCAGCCUGCAGAGGUUUCUGUCAGGCAGUGAUGCAGAGCUGCCUGGGUGGAGCGGCCGAGGUGCAACCUCAUUGGAGGACCUACGUAGAGGGACUGGGGAAGCUGGCUGGUUCCAUGAGGGGAGAGCAGGACAUGGAAGCUGUUGUUCUUCGACUGCCGUCAAUGAUCAAACUGGCUCUCAAGCACGCCGUGAACGCACGCAGCCGCCUCACUGCCCUGGUGAACGGGAUGUGUGCUCCUCCUCCUCAGCGGGCCGCUCGUUCAGUCCGGGCCCCCCCUUCUCCUCCUCCUCAGCCCCCUGCAGCCUCUGCAGCCCGCAGUGUGCAGACCUCACCCUCAGGCGACUCGGAUGAGACGUUGGCUGGCCUCCGCAGGGAGUUCAUAUCCAACCUGAGGGGCUUCAGCUCCUUCUACAGUGGUCUUGGGGAGGCAUUGUGCAGCCGAGAGCCUGCACCAGCGAACCACUCCCUCUGCUGGAACGGGCAGGAGAUGACAGACAGGUUUCCCGGGCCCAGCCUGAAGCGAGUGCACCCAGGCGCUGAGUCCAAGAGCAACAAGCCCCCCGAGCCAAUCAUCAGCCAGAUCAUAGACAAACUCAAACACAUCAACCAGCUGCUGCGGCUUGUGACGGUAUCUGAGAAACGCUGGCGAGCCCGGUCCCGUGGCGGCGGGGGGGACGGGUGGAGUGACGAUGGGGACGAGGGAUUCCAGAGCGGCGACUGUGACGAUGAAGACGAGUGCACUGGAGUGUCCGGGCUGGGGCCGCCACCGAGACGCAAGCGGUUGCGCAUCUUUGCAGAUCUCGCUGAUAACCUGGCAAUGGAAGACUUCACCUUCCAGGAGCAGCUGCUGACCCCACGGCUCGCCACAGGCGUCUCCUCACCCACGGCUCCGCUCAGGAGGAGCUACCUGGUCCUGACGCUCCCUGUGACGCUCGCUCUGCUCCUGCUAUGUCUCCACUGACCUGUGCACUCACACUCUCCCAUCACCUCUUUACCUUAGGAUUCAAUACAAAACUCUGUGGAACAUGGAAAACUGUGGCUCAUCGAAAGGAAGCAUUAACUACAGAAAUUGGUACAUUCCUUUUAACGCGUCUCAGAAAGAACUUGUUGUGUUUUAUUAAAAUCACUCAACAAACGUAUAAAAGCACACCAGAUAACCCCUUGGCAUUGUGUAAAUAAGAAACCCAUCUUCUGGUCCACUCCCACUAUACCCUCUUAUUCACUGGUCAAAAAACCCACUAACACCCACUUACUUCUGGCUUUUGUCUGCAAUG